UUAAAAGUGGUUUUCUAAGAUUCUUUGAGGACUCUUUCGUUUCAUAUUUUAUUGUGGCUUAUUGACAUUUCUCUCCGAUAAAUACCUGGAUACUCUUACGAUGUGCUAGAUGAUCAACAGGAUUUGAUAAUUACUUGAUAAGAUUACUAAUUUAAUUAAAACAUAAAUAAUAAUGAAAACAAUAAAAAAUUUUAAACCUAGAGCAGACACUUGCGCAUGCGCACAACUACUAUUAGAUCAACGGGCAUAAUUAAAAUUUUAAUAAUUAAUUAUAAAUAUAAAAACAAACAAACAAACGCUAUUUUUGGUGGGGUAUUAACAAACAAAUCAAGAUAAAUGGAAAAAAAAUUAAAAAAGAUAGAAAAUGAGUAUAGUCACCGCUAACUUCAAAUAAAUUUUUAAAAAUUUAUUUAAAAAAAAAUAAAGAACGAACAAAUAAUUAUUUAUAGCGAACAUUGACGAACAAUCGACGAACAAACGAAUUGCUAAAAAAAAUUUGCCAAAAAUCGAAUUCCCCCCGCCAACUUAAGGGAGCUGGAAAUAUCAACAACAUCUUAAAGAAUAAUGCAGUUAUGCCGAAAAAAAUUAGAAAACAUAAUGCAAGAACCUCUAUUAUUAGCACUAACAAAUCUCCAGUAAAUGAUAAAAAUUUUAUCACUCAUGUUAAUCAUCUUAAAAAUAUUAAAAUUAGUGUCGAUAAUGCUAAACGGUGGGAUAAACUCAAAAAACAAAUGGGAUUUAUUACAGAUGAUGAUCUCGUUAUUCAUUUACUUGACCUUGCUGAUUCUGACAGCCAAAAUAAUGUAUGCAAAACCAUUGCGCAAUCUCAAUCGAAUGAAAAUGAUACCAAUAAAUUAGGAAACGAUAAAUAUGAUGAUGAUGAUAAUAAUAAUGAGAGUAAUGAAAAUGAUGAAAUUUUUAAGACAUCUGUAAAUAAAUCAGGUGAAAAUAAUAAAUUAAUAAUGGCACAUUAUUAUAAAAAUAAAAGUAAGCGUAAAAAUAAAAUAAAACAUGAAGAUAAACGUAAUAUAAGAAAAAAAUUAAAAAAAAAUAAAGAUAAAAAUAAUAGUAUUAAUUUAAAUGAUAAUGAUACAUCAAUGGUAACAAAUAAUAUCGUAAAAUUACAUAAUGAAUUUGAUAUUUGUAGUAAUGGAGAUGAAUCUGUCAUACGUAAGACUGAUAAACGAGAUCAAACAGUAUUUGUUAAUGAUUUAGAUACUAAGGAAAAUAUUAUCAAAAAUGAUAAAAAUAGUUUUAAAAAUGAUAAUAAUGAUGACAUUAAAAAAGUAACAAAUUUACUACCAUCAGCAUCAUUAGCACUAAAAAAGCUCAAUAAAGAUAACAAUGAUUAUAACCAUUGUAAUUUUAAUUAUGAACAAGAUAUUCAUAAUAAUAAUAAUAAUAAUAAUAAUAAUAAUAAUAAUAAUAAUAACAAUAAAAAUGAAAGUAGUAAGGAAAAUAUUGAUAGUAAAAUAAUUCGUAAAAAACGAAAAUAUUUAAAUAAUAAUGAUUUAAGAGAAACUAAAGUAAUAAUAAUAUCAGAUAAUGAUAAAAAACAACAUCAACAACACCAAUUAUUACAAAACAAUGAAAAACAGGAUCGUAAACAAAAACCUAAAUAUAAUAAUGACAUAAAAAAAAAUCAUGAUGUAAGAAAAGUUCCACAAAAUGGUAUGAUAUCAAAUAAUUUAGAUAAAAGUGAAUUAAUAUUUGAAUCAUUCAAAGAUAAAACUUUACUAUCAUCAGUUAAUGCUGAUAAUCAUUCAAGCAAUGAAUUAAUUACAACAGCAACUAUUUGUAAUGAACCCAGAUUAGGAAUAAAAAUAUGUUCUAGUUGUAAUAGUAAACAUGUUCAAAGUGAAUGUCCAUUGUUAUUAUCACCAGUUAAAAAAAUUUCAGAUAUCAUUACGUAUCAGCAAUGGUUGAAAAAACAUUCGAGCAAUGGGGAAGUUAUGGAAGCAGUAACGAUGUCUUCAGAAGAUCCAAUAUCUGAAGGGUAUGGAUUACAAAGCAGUAAUUCUACCAGCAUUAUUAAUGUUGAUAAUCCUGAUCAUAAUAAUGAUGAUGAUGAUGAUGAUGAUUAUUAUGAUGAUGAAGAUGAUGAUUUCGGUUUAAAUGAUGAUUCUGAUAAUGAGUCAAUAAAGGCAUCAUCAGUAGAAUCAAAAUCUAACAUAAUUUUAAAUAAUGAAGGAAAAAAAAAAAAAUUAUUGAUUACUAAUGAAGAGAUUGAUAAGAGACCAUUGUAUUCACGUGAGUCAUUACCAGAAUGUUUAGAAUUUAAAAUUACUAAAAAAUCAGACCAUGGUAUUGGAAUUUUCGCUAAAAAUUUAAUUCCAAUUUAUGUUGAAUUUGGCCCGUUAGUUGGUAUUAAUAUAAAGGAAAUGGACAUCCCAGAUGAUUUUCCAAUGCGUCAUAUUUGGGAAAUAAUAUUAGUUAAUAGUAAUAAUAAUAAUAAUAAUAAUAAUAAUAAUAAUAAUAAUAAUAAUAAUAAUAAUAAUAAUAAUAAUAAUAAUAAAAUAUGUUAUAUUAGUACGACAAAUCCAUUAAAAAGUAAUUGGAUAAGAUAUAUGCGACCAGCUGAUAAUAAAGAUGAACGUAAUAUUGCUGUUGUUAAUAAAAAUAAUAAACUUUAUUUCAUUAGUAUGAUAAAUAUUAAACCAGGUAUUGAAUUAACUUACUGGAUUGAAUCACAAUCUACCGCUUGGAUGAGAAAAAAUAAAAAUGAUAAAACAAAUUGUGGGGGUUGUAAUUUAAAUUUUACACAUUCUAUUUAUUAUCGUCUUCAUUGUUGUAUAUUUCAUGAUACUAAUUACAGUUUAACUAUAAGAAAGUAUCAUUGUAAAGUUUGCGGUGCUGCUGUAUUAGGUAAAGAUAAUAUUAUGAAACAUGCAUCGGAAUUACAUUCUGGACGUGGUGCUUAUCAAUGUCAGUAUUGUAAAAAAUUUUUUUUACGAUUAAAUUAUUUAGAAAUGCAUAGAACUUAUGGAUGUGCAAAAAAUCCACAACGAUCACGACCAUUGUGUGAUUUUUGUGGACGUAAAUUUUGUCAACCACAAAAAUUAAAAGUUCAUAUUAAACGAAUGCAUAGUGAUAUAUCAGAAGUAUUGAAUGAAUUUCAAUGCAAAUCAUGUUUAAAACUAUUGGGAUCUCGUGCUGCUUUACAACGACAUAUGAAGGAGGUUCAUCAUAAAGAUGUGGUUGGCGCAGCAACUUGUGAUCGAUGUGGUAAAAUUUUUCAAAACAAAAGUAAUUUAAAAAUUCACAUGUUAACGCACAGUGGAGUUAAACCAUUUAAAUGUAAAGAAGAUGAUUGCAAAGCAGCAUUCACCACAAAACAAUGUCUUCAAUUUCAUUAUAAAAAAGUUCACGGCUUAACUGAAGAAAUGAUGCCAAAAAUAGAACGAUCUGUAGCAUAUACAUUUAAUGCUUACAGUGGUGGACUUGUUGAAGACAACAAUAACAGUAGCAACAGCAACAGCAACAAUACUAUUAUAACUAAUACCAAUGAAACACUCAAAUUAAAUCAAAAUAAUUAUCAAGAUAAAACUGAAGAUAGUUUGAAGAAUGAUAUAACUCUAAAUGAAUCUCAGUAUCAAUAUCAAGAGCAGCAGCAACCUCACAAAAAUUUAGCAAUUUCUCACGAAGAACUAACUAAAUCUGAUUUGUGUUUAAUAAAAAGUUGUAUUGAACUACAACAACAAAUUAAAACUUUACAAGAACCAUCACCGUUAUCACAUACUAAAUUAAUAAAUAAUCGCUCGGCAAUAUUAACUAUAAAUACUCCAAUAUUAUCAACUAAUCGUCAUCAGGAUCAUAUGAAUUUUAGUAGUAGUAGUAGUAGUAGUAGUAGUAGUAGUAGUAGUAAUAGUAAUAGUAAUAGUAAUAGUAAUAUAUCGACAUCAAGAUUACAAAGUAAAGGGAGUAAAAAAUGGAUGGGUGAAUUUAAUCUUCCAUUAACUAAAAUUACUAAGCACAUUACUCAAUCGACAGUAAAAUCUACCGAAAAUUUUCUCCAUAAUGAGUUUAGUAGCGAUGACGAUAAUGAUUAUCAGGAUAGUGAUGAUGAUAAUGAUAUUAAUAAAAGCAAAAAACAAUCUAAAUUAAGUCAACAAACUACUGUAGACGAUAGCAAGCUUAUCAUAAGUUCAAUUUAUGAACGAACUGAAAGUACAAAUGCUAGUUUAUUAGUUGAAGCGGCUCUUGAUGCCGCUGAAAGAGAUAUUGGAACAGUAGCAGUAGUAAUAACACCAACACCAACACCACCAACAACAACGAUAACAACAGUUGUUCCUAGUUCUGUUGUUGAUUAUUCUAAUCGUGAUCAAAAUUUCUACUCAACAAUUUCAAAUCGGCUACAAUCUCCUGUUCUUCCUUUUUCACCACUACCACCAUCAUCAUCAUCACUUAUUUCUAGAUCUCCUACUAUUACUGUUGAUGAAAAUAAUUUAAAAUCUUAUAUACAACAACAGCAAGAUAUAGUAAUGUCUCCUUUAUCUACUACUUUAAAUAAUAAUCAUCAUCAAAAUUCUUUAUCUCCAAAUAAUGUUAGUUCUGAUUUUAAUUUGCACCAUCGUUUAAUGGAUUGCACAAAUACCGGUGAUUCCGUGAAAAAUCAUAAUGUUGAUCAGUAUCUUCAUCCUCACCAUCAUCAUCAACAUCAUCGUCAUCAUCACAAUCUAAACCAUAAUCAUCACGAUAAUAAUGAAUCAUUAUGUAAUUCUUCAACAAAUAGCUAUAAUCAAUUAUUAUCUACACAACCUUUAUCUACCCUGUCAUCCACAGCCUCGAAUUCUCGUUAUCUCCAAAAUCAUCAUCAUAAUUAUCGCCAUCAUGAUUGUGAUCAUCGUCAUCAAGUAUCCACAGAAAAUUUAUCAAGUGAUGAAAAUGAUACUGUAGCACAAAAUUUAACUAUUUCUGUAAAAGAAAAAACUUUACAAUUAGAUUUGUCAACAUCUUAUAAAUAUGAUUCACUUGAUUUAGAUUUUAAUCGUGAUAUUAAUACAAAUACUAAUAAUAAUAAUAAUAAUAAUAAUAACAACAACAAUAAUAAUAAUAAUAAUAAUAAUAAUAAUAAUAAUAAUAAUUUUGAAUCAUUUAUAUUAAAUAAUAAUAACAGUGAAUUACAAGGUCUUGAUAUGUCGGCUCGUGGACUUAAUAGUUUCGGAUUACAAGUACAAAGUACACGUUAUAAUUAUCAGCAUAAUUCACUAAAUAUUGAUCAAAGUCAGAGCGUAGAUUUAAGAAAAACUUUAUCUAAUUCCAUUACUACUAUUACUAAUAAUUAUUCCACUUUAUCGUCAUCAUCACCAUUACCAUCAUCAUCACCGUCACCACUAUCACCAUCACCACCAUCAUCACUGCCGUGUUCACAUAAUGAUAUUCUACGAGUUAUUAGUUUAGAUUUAAUGUCUAGUGAUAGAUAUAGUGUUGAUUUAAGUUCGUCACGGUCUCAUCAUUUACAUGCAACUGCAACUACUUCUGAAGCAAGACCUCAACCACAAUCAUUAUCAUCAUCGCUAUCAUUACCAGGAGAAUCAAAUUCUAUGCAUAUUACACCUUCAGAUAUUGUAGAUGAUCGAAUGGUAGUUUCUUCAUCAUUUCCAUUAACCACUUAUAAUGUGCCAUCAUCUACUUAUCCGAUUAAUUCUGCGCCAUAUCAAUUAACAAAAUCUGGAUAUCAUCAUUAUUCAGUUUAUGCUUGGUGUAGUUUGGUGUAAUCUGAAACUGAAAGACCGCUGCACAUUACAGCAACCACACAGUAAAAGAGAAACGUGAAUGACCACUAUCAUUCUUUUGUGGAUGAGAAUCGAUACCUUGAUCCGUUCUUCUAUGGUCUCAUCACAUACAGUCAAGUUCAGUAACCGCGUAUUGCCAUGACAUGUGCAUUGUUAAUAUAUAAUUUGUAGAGAGAAAAAAAAACGAAUGAUAAUACUUUUUUUUAUUAUUAUUAUUUUAGUUUUAAUAAAUAUUUAAUAUAUAAAUUUCCAAUAUAAUUUAAAUGACCAAUAAUAUAUAUUAUAAAAAUUCUAAGAAAAUGCAAUAAAUAAGUAAUUAAAUAUAAAAUUGUAAUUAAAAUUUAUAAUUUACUCUUUAUUCAAUAAUUUUAUUAAAAUUA
Messenger RNA from Microplitis demolitor, 6115 nucleotides. RefSeq lists its product as uncharacterized. Lineage: Eukaryota; Metazoa; Arthropoda; Insecta; Hymenoptera; Braconidae. The transcript has 6 exons. The record is from RefSeq and is a predicted model, not a curated record. Bases 573 to 5717 code for a protein of 1714 amino acids. Gene Ontology annotation, molecular function: protein binding. Gene Ontology annotation, cellular component: nucleus.